Molecule: messenger RNA, 3281 nt
Organism: Spirodela intermedia
Lineage: Eukaryota; Viridiplantae; Streptophyta; Magnoliopsida; Alismatales; Araceae
Source: the annotation of a GenBank genome assembly
AUGGCGGGAGGGAGCUCCUUGGAAACAACGCCGACUUGGGCUGUCGCCGCCGUCAGCUGCGUCUUCAUCCUCGUCGCCAUCCUCGUAGAGCAUGCUCUCCAUCUCCUGUCUGCGGUACGCAGCGGUUCACGUCCCCCCCUCUCCCCCCCCUCUCUCUCUCUCUCUCUCUCUCGCUCUCUACUGAGACUGUCGCUUGCGCUCUCCACUAUUGCAGUUCCUCGAGAGGAGAAAGAGGAAGACGCUGAAUCGGGCCCUCUACCACAUACAAGCAGGUGAAGCCAACUGACAGCUCCGCUGCGAUAGGUUUCAUUUGCCAGACUUCCGUGCUUGGAUUUCUCGUGAUAUAUUCAUUAAAUCUAAUCGUAGUUGAAUUUAUGUGAUCUGCUGUCAUCCGGAGAGAAGAACUGAGGAGCUUCGGUUUCAUGUCCCUCGUGCUCAACGUUGCCCAGCAACCUAUCUCGAAGAUCUGCAUUCCCGAGGGCGUAGCCGAGUCCUUCCUCCCUUGCGAGGAAUUCGAUUCCUCCAGCGACUCACCGAAGGAUAAUUCAUGCCCAGAGGUGAUCGAUUUGCCUUCCAAAAAUACCUUUCAGUUCGUCCAAGAUCGCUCUCCUUUCUCUCAAUAGAAAUUUGCCGAUGAAUAGGGAAGGGUGCCUCUCUUGUCAACCAGAGGCACCGACCAGCUGCUGUUGCUGAUAUUCAUGCUGGCCGCGUCUCAUGUUCUCACCUCCCUCCUCACCUUCGGGCUGAUGAUGGCCAAGGUAAUCUCUCUACCCUGAACUGACGAGAGAGAAAAUUUCUCCGUUUGGGAAGUCAGAUUGACGAGCCGGAAAAAUCUUCGUAGAUGAAGAAAUGGGAGUCGUGGGAAGAGGAGACUCAAACUCUGGACUACCAGCUGUCCACGGGUAAAUUUGACAAAUGCUGUCUCUUAAUCUCCCUAUGAUUUAAUAUCUUCUUCAUUGAUGUGGUCACUUCGUCCGAAUCGUGUAGAUCCCAGGAGAUUCACGCUGGCUCGGGAGACAUCCUUCGGGAGACGCCAUCUGCAGUUCUGGAGGGACCAUCGGAAGCUUCUCUGGAUCGUCCGUUGACUCCCCUCCUACACCCCAUCUGAUUAUCUCGAUGAUCCCUAAGAUGAUAAUAUACAUCUACUAUAUGGCUAACGGACAAUCCAUAUGUUCUUCCUCGCAGGGCUGUUUUCUUCGCCAGUUCGGGAACUCGGUCUCAAAAGCCGACUACCUCGCUCUCCGCCAUGGAUUCAUCAUGGUGAGCUGCGGAUCCGGGGAAGUUUUCACGUUUGAAAGGCGUCUUUUCCUAAACUUUUAAUUCUUUUGCGUCUCCUGUAGACCCAUUUCCCUCAAAAUCAAAGGUUUGACUUCCGCAAGUUUCUGAGGAAAUCGUUAGAUCAUGACUUCUCGGACGUGGCUGGAAUCAGGUCAUCUCUCUUAAUCUGUUUCCUGCCAUCACAUUAUUUAAGGCGGCGGAAGAUCUCUUCUUCAUUAAUCUGGACUUUGAAGUCCAGGACCAUAACUCUGACUUUUUCCACGAAAUUUUCAUCUUUUGCAGUCACUGGAGCUGGACGUACGCCAUCCUAUUUAUAUUUUCAAAUGCACACGGUAUGGCACUAAUAAAUUAUACUUUUGACCGUUUCAGCCCUGAAGGAAUACUUCUACUCCGAAGAGGGGGAGGGCGGGGGGUAUUAAUGGAGAUCUGGUGGUACCUCUGUGUAUAGCAAUAGCCAUUUGAAGGGUUAAAGAUGAGAGAGACUCCUCGAACUAGGGUCGUCGUAGUCUUCGCAGAAAUCUCUCACCCAAUAUUCACCAAUCUCUCAUUAUUUUUUCUAUUGUUCGGUUGUGAUGCAGGGUUCUACAGCCACUUCUGGUUGCCGAUCCUUCCUCUAAUGGUGAGACCUUCGAACUCUGUUGGCUACACAGCUCUGCGAAGAGAGAAGCUCUCUGCUGAGGGAUGAACGGCCAACUCUACUUGCAGAUCCUUUUGAUCGUAGGCACGAAGCUGGAGCUAACCAUUACGAGGCUCUGCCUGGAGAGCAGCUCCGAUGAUUCUGUCCUCCCCGGAACGUUCUGGGUGAGACCCAACGACAGCCUUUUCUGGUUCCGCAAACCCCGUUGGAUCCUGCACACUAUCCAUUUCAUAAUGUUCCAGGUAUACCGACCAUAUCCAUAAACACAAGCAUCGAUUCAAUCGUGGGUUUGGAUACACGAUAUAUUUAGAUGUAAAUAUAUAUAUAGAGAGAGAGAGGUAAAACUUUGUUAUACGGAUCUGAAUUUAGGGCAAGUAUUAAGUUAUUACUUGUAACAUUAAAGAAUCGAUUUUGUAUUCAUUUCUUGAUUUGUUUUUUGUGUGGGUUUGGAUGCAGAACGCCUUCCAGCUAGCCGUCUUUGUCUGGACAUGGGUACGGAUUCUAUGAUCCCUCCAUCUUCUUUCACAGUCUCUCCCUCCCAAAAAACCAACCAAACUCCUUUUUCUGUUCAACAGUACAAGUUUGGGUUCCCUUCCUGCUACCACCGGAAGACGGAGGACAUUGCCCUCAGCAUGGGGGUCGGAGGGUUGGUCCAGAUCCUCUGUGCCUACGUGACUCUCCCUCUCUACGCGCUUGUCUCCCGGGUAACCCACCGAAGAAUUAUAUCCCCCGGCACCAUCGCAGGAGUCGCAGAAAUCAUAUUUCUGAUCAUCAAAACCAAUGCGGAUCAAAACAGGUGGGCUCUUCAAAGACGGACACGAUCUUCACCGAAGAAGUCGUGAAGGGUCUCAGGAACUGGCGGAGGGCAGCCAAGAGGAGGAACCUUGUGAUGACCGGGCAGAACUCCGGGAGCUUCUACCCCGCAGAGCCCGAGUCGGUGUCGUCGUCCACCUCUUCUCCGUCGCCGUAUUUCCGAUCCAAGGAGACGACGGAUGAGCCGGAGGCGUCUCCUCCCCCGCCAGCAGGCCGCUCGUUGUCCAUCUCAGAGACGUCGACUGAUCCAGGGGAACCAGGGAAACCAGGGAAACCAGAGGAACCAUCAAUGGAGAUAACCGCAGAAGAGGAAGACCAGCAAACUCCACCCUCAUCAGAUAUUCCUCCCCUGUUUGAGCGGAUGCCGGCGGAGACAGUGGAGGCGCCGCCGCCGGCCGGAGAGAUCACACCGGCGGAGCCCGACGCAGCAGCGUCGUCGAGGCUGGAAGUGUACAGAGAGACAUACGAUGGGGAGAUAUCCUUCGGGAUGUGGCGCCACCCUGGUUGUAGAGGCAACCGUCCUCCGUUGUGGGACGUUGCUGGACGACCCUAG